Messenger RNA from Xiphophorus hellerii (green swordtail), 3181 nucleotides. RefSeq names its product serine/threonine-protein kinase NIM1-like. The record is from RefSeq and is a predicted model, not a curated record. Gene Ontology annotation, biological process: microtubule cytoskeleton organization; intracellular signal transduction; protein phosphorylation. Gene Ontology annotation, cellular component: cytoplasm. Gene Ontology annotation, molecular function: ATP binding; tau-protein kinase activity. NCBI's taxonomy places the organism in Eukaryota, Metazoa, Chordata, Actinopteri, Cyprinodontiformes, Poeciliidae.
AUGUAUUUGAAGAAUAGAAAUAAUGCAAUCAACACAGAGAGGAGCAAGAAGAACAUUAAAGGGAAAACAUGUUCUUAUUUACGGUCAGGCACCCAUCAAGAAGAAAUCCUGACUUUGACAUCACCAAAGGAGAACAACAAAGUGGAGAGAAACAGAAAGGUGACAGAGGAUGAAGAGUCGCUGCAGAGGACCGCUUUCGGGAAGGCCGUGUACAACAUGACCCAUUCGGAGAGGGUGAUGGACGACCUGACGUUUGGACGGCGGGUGGGAUUUUACGAGCUGAAGGGAGAAAUCGGUUCUGGUAACUUUUCGCAGUUACCUUUCUCUGUGUCACCGUGUGAUAUAGAGAGAGUAGCAGUGAAAGUCCUGGAUAAGGAGCGUCUGAGCAAACACACCCAAGCUCUCUUUGCCUCUGAGAUCACCUGCAUGGAGAGGCUGUCCCAUCCCAACAUAGUGCGCCUGUACGAGGUGGUGGAAACCUUCAAGCGGCUUUACCUGGUGAUGGAGUAUGCCAGCGGAGGGGAGCUGUUCUCCAGGAUCACCACCAGGGGGCGCCUGUCGGACCUUGAAAGCAAGCUGGUGUUUUCGCAGGUUCUCUCGGCAGUCAAGCACAUGCAUGAUAAUAACAUUGUCCACAGGGACCUGAAGGCUGAGAAUGUGUUCUACACCCACACCUACUGCAUUAAAGUCGGGGAUUUUGGUUUUAGCACGUAUUGCUGCUCCAGUGAUAUACUCCACACAUUCUGUGGCUCUCCACCUUAUGCAGCACCUGAGAUUUUCAAAGAGAAAGGCUACAUUGGACGCUAUGCAGAUACUUGGGCUCUGGGUAUUUUGCUAUACUUCAUGGUGACCGCCACAAUGCCCUUUAAAGCAGCCAACACGACCCGGCUGAAGAUUUGCAUCCUGCAGGGUUCUUAUGUCAUUCCCUCAUACGUUUCCCAGUCCUGUCAGGAGAUCAUAAAGGGCCUCCUGAGGCCAGUUCCCAUAGACCGCCUCACCUUGACGCAGAUCAUGAUGAGUGACUGGAUGACGGGCAUCGAGUACCCUCAGGCCUACCCGCCCUCCAGACCGACUCCAUCACACCUGGUCGAUCAGAACCACGUCCUCACCUCAGAUGAUCUGAGCGUGAAAGUGGCGAUGGAGGAUCUUGGCAUCAGCGCGGUUCAUCUGUUCAACAACAGUCUCGACUUGAGAAGCCCUGUCACCGGGACCUAUCGGAUCGUGCUUCAUCGGAUCCAGAAGAGAAGAUCGAUAGAGGCUGCGGGUUACAGUCGGACACGCACGAGUGAGUCCCUAGACAGACUGAGGUGGAAAGCCGGGUCAGAGGGCCAUCUGUACAAGCGCCACUCUGUGGUCUGCGCCAUCAUGUAGCUCCAUCUUUAACUUUUUAAGAUGUGCUUCCACUCUGAGCUUUAGGGUAUGGCCCCAACUCGCAUAUUUUCUGCGAUUGUGAAAAACUUUCUUAGACACACUCACUGUAUGUAUCUUGAUCCUCUUGGGUUUUUUUCAAUGUCCACACACUUUGAUUUAAGUACAAGUAUUUUGGCAAUAGCAUAAGGUUUCUGAAGGGACAGAGCAUGAUUUCAUGUAUUAUGAAGGCUUCUGAGAAUGUACACAGUAGAAUGCUCCAUGAACAUACUUGGUCUCUUUCUUGUCCACUAAAAUAACAUCCAGAGUUGUUGCAACUGGAGCUGCACUAAAUCAGCUGAGCGUGAAGGAAAUUUGUUGAAGGUUGUCAGUGACCCUCUUCAGAUUCCUCUUUCUGUAAGGUUACAGGAAUUUAGAAAUAUAAAAACAAGUCAGGAGAGUUUUUUUUAUUUGUAGAUUAGUGAAUGCAACAAGCCGUGCAUUUUCCAUGCCUGCAUCACCCUGUUCAGGGAUGCAUGAGUCAAAUUUGGAGUCCUUUAGCAAAUCUAAAAACUCAGUUUAAGAAAAUGCUCCCUCCUCCAAAAGCAUUGGAAUGGGAAAGAAAAAUUCUUUAAAUGUUGACAUCAAAACCUGACUAUCCAAAAGAUUAUCAACAUUUUUCUUUGCAGAAAUGUUGAAUGAUUUUUUACAUAUAAGUGGCCUGUUUAAGAUCAUGUUACAGCAUGUCAGUCACUGGGCCAGUGAGUUUUGCUCUACCAAGAAUGCUGGGGUUUUUUGGGUUUUUUUUUACAGCUCUGGUCUCCUGAAUGUCAUGUUUAUGAAUUGAUUCAUUAAACCCUGACCUUAAGUGAGGCAGGCUGUAGAGCUUCAGAUGUGAUUUUUGGGUUCUCAUGUAUGUGACCGUGUUUAUUUGGUUAGAGACAAAAGAAGGAACUCCAUAAUUCUUAUCAGGCCACUAUUUUAAAAUAAAGAAUUUACAUUUAUUCUGUAAAAUAAUGCUAAAGUCUAUGGAUUGUGUCAAUAACUUUAGUUAUCUAUACAUAAGUUUAAUCACUUUGGAGAACAUUAGCCUUUUAGCUGCCAGGUAGCUUUCGCAAGCUAGUGCUAACUUAUUCAACAUUCACACUUUGACCAAAAAAUUGGCCAUAAAGUCAAUACAGACAGAAAAUAUUAUAAAAAUGUAAAACACCAAGUACAAAGUGUGUCAACAAAAGUGCAAGUAUCAUUAAUUUGUUGUUGUUUUUAGUAAAAUAAUUUUUUAUCCAGUUGUAGCUCAGCUGAUGCAACAGAAAGAAGGUAACUCUUUUCAUCACACGCUUGUUACUCAAAGAAGGUCAAAUAUUUCACUAAAUUAUUCUUACAUAUACAACCUUGCUUUAUUUGUACAUAUAACUACCAGUAAAUAUUACUUAUGAGGAUUUUAAGCACACUAAAGAGCUUUUUAAAAGCAAUAAAAUAUUACUUUUUUUUAACUUUUGCUCUGUACAGAUCAACUCACCCUACUAUUACUGAGGAAGGAACAGAAUUUUCUCUUAUAAUGACACAGUAAAUUUGAUUUGCUGUCUUUCAGUUCGGUCUUAUGUGACAUAAAGUACCUGUUGCGAUAUGUUGAUACUAGUGGAAAAUGUAAUUCGAAGGAAAAAGGUGUCAUUUCCAAACAAUGUUGCUUUCUGAAAUGUUUUACAGCGGCUUUCAUCUUUCAUUUUAUUCGUUUUAACUUUUAUGGGAACCAUAAUUUACAGCCAUGGCACGAUUGUUAGUGUCUGACAUCCAACUUGCACAGCCAUUUCAUUAAUAAAUAAGUCACAGUGUG